Messenger RNA from Magnolia sinica, 1935 nucleotides. RefSeq lists its product as uncharacterized. The coding region runs from base 16 to 1491 and encodes 491 amino acids. NCBI's taxonomy places the organism in Eukaryota, Viridiplantae, Streptophyta, Magnoliopsida, Magnoliales, Magnoliaceae. The record is from RefSeq and is a predicted model, not a curated record. Gene Ontology annotation, molecular function: 5'-3' RNA exonuclease activity; 5'-3' DNA exonuclease activity. The transcript has 5 exons.
CAAUAAUCUCGAAAAAUGGAUGGACGGGUUGGAUUUCUCAUAAACAUUACAGUUGACCCACCUUGCAUCCCACCGCAGGAACUUACCGCGAAAGGCUUUCGCAGGAAAUCUGCGUCCGGAGUAUCGAAUCCGCGCCCGGUUGAAGCAAGACUCCAAAAGAGGAAGAAAGAGGUGAUAAUAUUCCGUUUGGUUAAGGAAGAAGAAAAAGCGAUGGUUCGUAAGAAGAAAGAAAAGAAGAGUAAGAAGAAGAGGAAGAUAAGCUCUGAUCAGAUCUCUGCUCUGAAAUCCAUCCAUGAAUGGGUUUCUCUCGAUUAUCCUCCUCCGCCGCCCUCGGAUGAUGAUUUUCAGGUGCCAAAAAUCCAUAAUUUAUCGGAGCCUUUGGUCUUUGAUCUGCACUCCCAUUCCACCUGCAGCGAUGGCUUUUUGUCGCCUUCCGCUCUCGUCCAGAGAGCCCAUAGAAAUGGGGUGAAAGUACUUGCUUUAACAGACCAUGACACCAUGGCUGGCAUACCAGAGGCUGUCAAAGCUGCUCUUAAGUUUGGCAUCAGGAUAAUUCCCGGGGUUGAAAUAAGUACAGUAUAUUUUCCAAGGGGAGAGUCUGGAGCUGAGGAAUAUGUUCACAUCCUUGCAUAUUAUGGUUGUUGUGGUCCUGCAAGCUUUGAGGAACUAGAGCAUUGUCUGGCCAAUAUAAGGGAUGGGCGUUACCUCCGUGCAAAGAAUAUGCUAACGAAGCUAAACAACCUCAGAAUGCCUUUAAAAUGGGAACAUGUAAUGAAGAUAGCGGGCAACGGAGUGGCUCCAGGGAGGUUGCAUGUUGCCCGUGCCAUGGUUGAAGCUGGCCACGUGGAGAAUGUGAAGCAAGCUUUUAACCGAUAUCUAUAUGAUGGUGGACCUGCUUAUGCUUCGGGUAGCGAGCCUCUUGCAGAGGAAGUAGUUCAAAUGAUAUGUCGGACUGGGGGUGUGGCAGCUUUGGCUCAUCCAUGGGCAUUGAAGAACCCUGUUGCGGUUAUCAGGAGCUUGAAAACUGCUGGGCUUCAUGCUAUGGAGGUUUACCGAAGCGAUGGAAAAGUGGAAGGAUUCAGUGACUUGGCUAAUGAUUAUGAUCUUCUAAAGCUUGGAGGAUCGGAUUAUCACGGAAGAGGUGGUCACGAUGAAUCUGAUUUGGGAAGUAUUAAUCUUCCAGUUUUAGUCAUCCAUGAAUUCCUUAAGCUGGCGCGACCUAUUUGGUGCAAUGCUAUGAAGGAUAUCCUACUAAGUUUUGCCGAAGAGCCAUCUAAUUCAAACCUAGAGAAAAUUUUGAGGUUCGGUAGAAUAAAGAACCUUAAUGCGGACAUAACCUUACACCACAGCGAAGACGUUGUUGACCUGUGCCUGUCAUCUUGGUUAACGGACGAGGAAAGGCAGGCCGUUGAAUUUGAGGCUCUUAGGCAGAAGCUUUCUCAUACUGCCAUUGAUCAGGGAGGUUUCCAGAUGUCUGUAACAAGUAGAUGAUCUUUUAUUUUAUUAUUAUUUUGACGUUCGUUGUGUCCAGUUUUCCCUUCUUUUUUUUUUUUCCCUUUCCGUUUUACCUGAUGAGUCAUUGCUAGACCAACUUUUGAGUACCAUUAUAAAUGUGGGAAUUAGAUGAGAAGUUUCUGAAUUUGGUUCACUCAAAUUUACUGUUAUCUGAGGGAACACAAGAUGUAGCUUGACUUUGCAUUCCGUUCUUUCAUUGAUGGGAGUUGGUACUUGUUCCUUGGCUCUUGAGCCACAACUUUGAAGGGAAUGUCUCUAUCAUUUGGGGCUUGUGUAGUUGUUAUUUAUGUAUUGUGGUCAAGCUUGAGUCCUAGCAAGUAUAGUGCAAGGCUCACAAUAUAUUAUUCUUGGGUUCAACUCACAAGGGAAAAAGAUACACUUUUCCAUUUCAAAAGAAUUGGAUUUAUGUAAUGAUUGAUA